AUGGCAGCGAUUACAACAGGCACUUCUUUCAAGGCCCUCGAUGCCGAUUACAACUUUUCCCAUGCUGCUAAGACUGUUCGCGUUGCUGCUGCCCAAGGUGCUUCACUGGCUGUCCUGCCAGAGUAUCAUUUGACUGGCUGGGUCCCGGAAGAGCCAUCCUUUGCCCUAACGGCCGAAAACGCCCUCAAAUUCCGACGAAAAUACCAAGAAUUGGCUGCAGAGCUUCACAUCAACAUCUGUGCCGGUACUAUUGUUUCUGAAGCACCCAAAAACAGCUCCUCUCAGGAGGAUACCAAGGAUACAAAACGAACCCUCCUCAAUACAUCCGACUUUAUUGACCACAACGGUCAUCUUCUUGGCUCCUACACCAAAACGAAUUUGUGGAUCCCCGAGCGGCAGACCUUGACGUCGUUUGUCGAACAUGCUCGUCAGGUAGCAAAAGAAGGGAAUCCGGCACCGAAUCCCCAUCAAAUUAUCAAUUCUCCCCUCGGACCCGUUGGUAUAUUGGUCUGCUGGGACCUAGCCUUCCCCGAAGCUUUCCGGCUACUGGUUUUAGCUGGUGCGAAAAUUAUCAUCAUCCCCUCCUACUGGACAUCGGCAGAUAUGUGCGGCGAGGGACUUGCAUACAACCCAGACUGCGAGAAGAUGUUUGUGCAAAAUGCCCUUGUUACUCGCGCAUUCGAGAACACAGCUGCAGUUAUCUAUUGUAAUUCUGGUGGCCCUGCAGAGGAGGGAUUCUUUGGCUGCAGUCAAGUCGUGUUGCCUAUCGUCGGAACUGUGCCUGGAAGCUUCAGUGACAGCGAGGAAGGGAUGCGCAUCAUAGAAGUGGACAUGCGGACGGUGGAAAUCGCGGAGAAAAACUACCAGAUUCGCGAGGACCUGGGGAGAGAGGAUUGGCAUUAUGGAUAUUCGAAAUCUCAUUUGUAG
Penicillium cinerascens is the source of this 927-nucleotide messenger RNA. Its product is annotated as carbon-nitrogen hydrolase family protein. The record is from RefSeq and is a predicted model, not a curated record. NCBI's taxonomy places the organism in Eukaryota, Fungi, Ascomycota, Eurotiomycetes, Eurotiales, Aspergillaceae. The coding region runs from base 1 to 927 and encodes 308 amino acids. Gene Ontology annotation, molecular function: hydrolase activity, acting on carbon-nitrogen (but not peptide) bonds, in linear amides. The transcript has 2 exons.